Cydia pomonella (codling moth) is the source of this 1674-nucleotide messenger RNA. Its product is annotated as protein FAM234B-like. Lineage: Eukaryota; Metazoa; Arthropoda; Insecta; Lepidoptera; Tortricidae. The record is from RefSeq and is a predicted model, not a curated record. Bases 138 to 1463 code for a protein of 441 amino acids. The transcript has a single exon.
UUUUCUGCUCACCUAGCAACACUGAUUGUAUUGAUCCGCAGCAUUUAUUUAUUCACCAAAGCUAUAAAUAAAUUUGCAGAAUUAAACAAUUCGCGCUUAAAAUAAACAAUGUGAAAAAUAACAUUAAUGUAAACGCUAUGUCAGUCAAUGGAAAUAGCGGUAUCUACGCGCCACUGAAGCAAAUACUUACCGAAUCCGAUUCUGAUGAUGAGCGGAAAGAAGGUACCACAAAAGUCAUCGGUAGCAGCGAUCUGGACAUCAACAGUGGUCUCAAACAUGCGAAGAACAUCAGCUUGAGUGAUAUGGAUGACUUUAACACAAAUGAAAACACAGUAGAAAGCACUAUGGAUAACUUGAGUUUUUUACAAUCCGAUAGCUCGAAUGAGAUGUCGCUCCCGCGUCGCUUCGCCUUCGUAGCGUCAAUACUGGCCUGUAUAUUCACUGUAGUGGUGUAUUUGUGGGGUAUUCCGUGCUCGGAGCUAAAUAGUUGCGCGAAUAACGAAUGGCAAGACAAAACUACUAGUUGGGAAUUGCCCUAUGAGGAUAUUGAGCUAUCUGGUGCUAUGCAAGUUGUGGAUGGAGUCGCGCCCAACACAAAGAACUUAAUUUUCAUUUACAGAGGUAACCACAUGGUGCAUCCGGAUAACGAAAUUGUGAAUGGUGUGUUGUUGAUUGUGGGAAACUCGGGUAAGGUCGGUUGGUAUACUCGUGAGGAAAGGAUUCCGACCGAAAUCAACUGUCACCUUAUAGAUGUUAACCGAGAUAAGCAGAAGGAUUGCAUUGUAGCAGGCUCGCAAGGCUUGCUGGCAGCUAUAAACCCAAUCUCCGGGACUUAUUACUGGUACAUACAUAGACAUGGUAAUGUGUUUAGUGAUAUUGUAACUAUAGACUUCCCAAUUCUGUUGAAAGACAUGGAUAAAGACAAGGUGUAUGACCUGUUGACAGUUGCUACGGUUCAGCCUAACACUAACCACAACUCCUUGCUUAUCAUUUCUGGUGCUACCGGCAACAUCAUAGGUGAACCGAUGACUAUAGAAGACUGCUUGUCAGUAAAACUACUUACCGAGUCAGAUUUGGUAAACAUAACCUAUCUUUGCAAAAAUGGGUCUUCGGAAGCCUUCAGGUGGACCUCAUAUUCCGCUCUGAGCAGGAAAUUGGCUAAGUUAGACCAGACUGUGGUCAGUCAUGUUUCCCCGAUAACAAAUGCUACUAAGAAGCAGAAAAUAAGCUUGAAGAAGAGUAUUGGUAAUACUAGAGAGAUAUUUAAUAAUGGACCUGGAAAGUUGGUUGUAGAGAAUUUUGGAGAAUGCCCAAACAACUGCCAAGUCAAGCUUAAACUGUGGCUGGGAAGAAAUAAUUCAAUGAAUAUUAGUUGGGAAUACUCAGCAAAUUUUGUAUAUGCAAUGAGACCCAGUACUUUUGCAUUUGCUAACUCUAUACGAGGAUUCGUUCUGAAGUUAUGACAAUGGAACAGCGCACACAUACCAAAGAGUGCGCACACAGUCACCAAUAUCCAGUAUAAUGUGCAGAAUCAUAGCCCGAAGAAUGCUUACGAUAUUUUUCACUCCCAGCCCCUGUUUGAUGUUGCUUCUAUAUCAUCAUCUAUCAAAUAUGAGAAUUUCAGUGCUUAUGAUAUAUCAGAACGGAUUGUGUUAGUGUCAUUUGAUAAUAUGC